AUGCUUUUCUCUUCUUCAUAUAUUCUCAUUUCAUUCUUUUUUUCUUCCUUUCUAUUCUCGCUCAUUCAUUUUUCCUCCUUCUAUUUCUGUCUCAUCCUUUUUUUUCCUGCUUCUAUUCUCGACAAUACUUUUCUCUUCUUCAUAUUCUCAUUUCAUUCUUUUUUCUUUGCUUUCUAUUCUCACUAUUCAUUUUCCUCCUUCCUAUUUCUGUCUCAUCCUUUUAUUUUCCUUCCUAUUCUGGACAAUGUUUUCUCUUCUUCAUAUUCUCAUUUUGUUCUUUUUUUCUUCCUUUUCUAUUCUGCUCAUUCAUUUUUUUCCUUCUUCCUUUCAUCUCAUCCUUUUAUUUUCCUACUUCCUAUUCUCGACAAUGCUUUCUCUUCUUCUUAUUCUCAUUUUCAUUCUUUUUUCUUCCUUUCUAUUCUCGCUCAUUCAUUUUCCUCCCUUCUAUUUCUGUCUCAUCCUUUUAUUGCCUUUUCUAUUUCUGGCCUCAUUCUUUUCAUAUUUUUUCAUUCUUUUUUUCUUCCUAUUCUCGCUCAUUCAUUUCUUUCCCUCUCAUCCUUUUUCAUAUUCUCCAAUUUCAUUUCUUUUUUUCUCAUUACUUCUUUUUUCUUUCUAUUCUCGCUCAUUCAUUUCUCCUCCCUUCCUAUUUCUGUCUCAUCCUUUUUUUCCUGCUUCCCUAUUCUCGACAAUGCUUUCUCUUCUUCUUAUUCUCAUUUCAUUCUUUUUUUCCUUUCUUCCUUUCUUUUCCUCCUCGCUCAUUCAUUUUUUCCUACUUCCUACCCCCUCUUCCCAUAUUCUCAUUUCAUUCUUUUUUUUCCUUUUUCACUUGUUUCCCCCUUCUUCUCUGUCUCAUCCUUUUCCUACUUCUUCUUCAUAUUCUCUUCUUCAUUUCAUUUUCUUUUUUUCUUCCUUUCUAUUCUCGCUCAUUCAUUUUCCUCCCCUUCCUAUUUCUGUCUCAUUUCUUUAUUUUCCUGCUUCUAUUCUCGACAAAUGCUUUCCACUUCUUUUUUCAUAUUCUCAUUUCAUUCUUUUUUUUCUUCUUUUUAUUCUCGCUCAUUCAUUUCUCCUCCCCUUCCUAUUUCUAUGUCAUUCUUUUUAUUUUUCCUGCUUCCUAUUCCUGCUUUCCUCUUCUUCUUCAAUGCUCAUUUCAUUCUUCUUAUUCAUAUUCUCCUCCCCUUUCAUUCAUUUUCCUUUUCUUUUCCUCUUCUUCUUCCAUUUCUCAUUUCAUUCUUUUUUUCUUCUUUUCUAAUUCUCGCUCAUUCAUUUCUCCCCCUUCCUAUUUCCUCUUCUUUUAUUUUCUUCCUAUUCUCGACAAUGCUUUCUCUUCAUAUUCUCAUUUCACAAUUUUUCUUCCUCUUCUUCUCAUUCAUUUUCUCAUUUCAUUCUUUUUUUUCUCUCCUUUCUCAUUUCUUCUUUUUUCUUCCUUUCUGUUCUGCUCAUUUCUCCUCCUUCCUAUUUCUGUCUCAUUCUUUUUAUUUUCCUGCUUCCUAUUCUCGACAAUGCUUUUCUCUUCUUCUUCAUAUUCUCAUUUCAUUCUUUUUCUUCCUUUCUAUUCUCGCUCAUUCAUUUUUCCUCCUUCCUAUUUCUGUCUCAUCCUUUUUUUUUCCUAUUCUUCUUUCCUAUUCUCGACAAUUCUUUUCUCUUUUUCUUCCUUUUCUAUUCUCGCUCAUUUCAUUUUCUUUUUUUCUUCUCAUCCUUUUCCUAUUCUCUCGACAAUGCUUUCAUUUUCUCCCCAUUCUUUUUUCCUUUCUUCUCGUCUUCAUCUUUUCCCCUUUUUCCUUUACUUUCCCUAUUCUCUCUCGACAAUGCUUUUCUCUUCUUCUUCUAUUCUCAUUUCAUUCUUUUUUCUUCCUUUCUAUUCUCACUCAUUCAUUUUCCUCCCCUUCCUAUUUCUGUCUCCAUCCUUUUAUUUUUUUCCUACUUCCUAUUCUCGACAAUGCUCUUCUUCUUCAUAUUCUCUUUCAUUCUUUUUCUUCUUUUCUAUUCUCGCUCAUUCAUUUUCCCCCCCUUUCUAUUUCUGCCUCAUUUUUUAUUUUCCUGCUUCCUAUUCUCGACAAUACUUUCCACUUCUUUUCAUAUUCUCAUUUCAUUCUUUUUUUCUUCCUUUUAUUCUCGCUUCAUUUCUCCUCCCUUCUAUUUCUUUCUCAUUCUUUUAUUUCCUAUUCCUAUUCUCAUGCUUUUCUCUUCUUCUUCAUAUUCUCAUUUCAUUCUUUUUUUCUUCCUUUCUAUUCUCGCUCAUUCAUUUCUCCUCCCCUUCCUAUUUCUGUCUCAUUCUUUUAUUUUCCUGCUUCCUAUUCUCGACAAUGCUUUUCUCUUCUUCUUCAUAUUCUCAUUUCAUUCUUUUUUUCUUCCUUUCUAUUCUCGCUCAUUCAUUUCUCCACCCCUUCCUAUUUCUGUCUCAUUCUUUUUAUUUUCCUGCUUCUUUCUCGACAAUAUUUUCUCUUCAAUUCUUUUCAUUCUUUUUCUUCCCUUUCUAUUCUCAUUUCAUUCUUUUUCCUUUAUUCUGUCUCAUCCUUUUAUUUCCUACUCAUUCUCGAUUUUUCUCUUCCUUCUAUUUCUUCUUCCUCAUUCUUUCAUUUUUUCCUAUUUCUGUCUCAUCCUUUUAUUUCCCUUCCUAUUCUCAUUAAUGCUUUUCUCUUCUUCAUAUUCUCAUUUCAUUCUUUUUUCUUCCUUUCUAUUCUCGCUCAUUCAUUUUCCUCCCCUUCCUACUUUCUGUCUCAUCCUUUUAUUUUCCUGCUUCGACAAUGCUUCUUCUUCAAUUCUUUUCAUCUUUUUUCUUCCUUUCUAUUCUCUCAUUUCCCCCUUCUUUUUUUCCUUUUAUUUCUAUUCUGGACAAUGCUCAUUCUCAUUUCAUCCUUCCUCCCUUUCUAUUUCUGUCUCAUCCUUUUAUUUUCCUACUUCCUAUUCUCGACAAUGCUUUUCUCUUCUUCAUAUUCUCAUUUCAUUCUUUUUUCUUCCUUUCUAUUCUCGCUCAUUCAUUUUUCCCCCUUCUUUUCUGUCUCAUUCUUUUAUUUUCCUGCUUCCCUUCUCGACAAUUCUUCCUCUUCUUUUCUCAUUUCAUUUUUUUCUUUUUUCUAUUCUCGCUUUCAUUUCUCCUCCCCUUCCUAUUUCUGUCUAAUUCUUUUUUUCCUGCUUCCUAUUCUCGACAAUUUUCCUCUUCUUCUUCCUCAUUUCAUUCUUUUUUCUUCCUUUCUAUUCUCCUCAUUCAUUUUUCUCCUUUCCUUUUCUGUCUCAUUCUUUUAUUUUUCACUGCUUCCUAUUCUCGACAAUGCUUUUCUCUUCUUCUUCAUAUUCUCAUUUCAUUCUUUUUUUCUUCCUUUCUAUUCUCGCUCAUUCAUUUUUCCUCCCCUUCCUAUUUCUGUCUCAUUCUUUUAUUUUCCUGCUUCCUAUUCUCGACAAUGCUUUUCUCUUCUUCUUCAUAUUCUCAUUUCAUUCUUUUUUUCUUCCUUUCUAUUCUCGCUCAUUCAUUUCUCCUCCCCUUCCUAUUUCUGUCUCAUUCUUUUAUUUUCCUGCUUCCUAUUCUCGACAAUGCUUUUUCUUCUUUCUCAUUUCAUUCUUUUUUUCUUCCUUUCUAUUCUCGCUCAUUCAUUUUUCCUUCCUCUUUCUGUCUUCAUUUCCUUAUUCUCCUAA
Messenger RNA from Acanthosepion pharaonis, 3630 nucleotides. The record is from the annotation of a GenBank genome assembly. Lineage: Eukaryota; Metazoa; Mollusca; Cephalopoda; Sepiida; Sepiidae.